UUGUGAUUCUUUGUUUCUUGCCUGGGUUUUGCUUUUCUUCUUUUUUUGAAAAAACAUUUUGGAGUUCUUUCAAUCUGUAUAGGUUUCUUUCUUUUUCUUUUGAUUUCUCUGGGUCUUCUUCUGAAAUUUUAUUAUUCCUUAGUUGUUAUUUCUUGGUUUCUUGCUGUAUGAAUCUUUUAUUCGUGUUUUCUGUGUCUUGACUCUGUUUGUGGAAAAGAAUUUGGAUUUGAUUUUAAUUUAUUUAGGGUUUCUUUUUAUUUUGAUUUCAUUUCGUAGUAUUUCGUUAGUUUAUUAUUGGUUACAUACGGGUGCUUUGUUGUUUCUGAUGUUUAUAUGCAGUUUCGUUGUCUGAAAUUUAAAUUUUAAUUACGGUAUUCAAAUUCUCUAUCUUUCUCGCAACUUUAAUGUCCGGUGUUGUCUGAGCUCUUGAAGUUUUUCUGAUGAUAUUAUUUUGAUUAUGUUGGAUAAGGGUUAUUGGCAAUUUCAGGGUAAAUAUUGGGUUUGAAUUUGUUCUUUGGUGUAAUAUUUGGUUAUAAUAUAUUUACGUUUGUUGCCUUGUUUUAUUCAUAUACCUUUUUAGUACCUUUGCGUAGUGAGCCUAAUAAUGUUUGAAACAGGUUUUAUAUUGCACACCAAAUGUCUUUUAAUCUCUGCAAAAAAAAUUCAACAUUUCUUUGGCGUGACUUUGGAUUUGUGAGCCGGGGGAGACACUGGUCUUCGCAGAAGAUAUUGUUUCGACAUUGGACUUGACAGUCAGUUUUCUUUGUUUUUCUUUUGUUUAAAAGCUUAUUCUGAUUCCUUUUAGACAUCUUUCUCUAUAGUCUUGCAAAAGGCAAAACUGCUACAUAGGAUUUGGUUAUCUUCUGCUAACCACACUUUCAUCUUAAUAAUUCUUGAUUGCGCUCAAAGGCAUUACUGUAUAUUGGAUUUAGUACCUGCCUCUCAAAGUGGGACUUUCUUUUGGCAAUUAUGGGUAAAAUUUUGCUGCCCCCUGGCUUUCGGUUUCAUCCAACUGACGUUGAACUUGUUAAAUACUAUCUCAAGAGAAAAGUGAUGGGGAAAAACCUUCAUUUUGAAGCCAUUGCUGAGGUUGACAUUUAUAAAUUUGCUCCUUGGGAUCUUCCAAAUAAAUCUUGUUUGCAGACUGGGGAUCUGAAAUGGUAUUUCUUUUGCCCUAGGGAGAAGAAAUAUGCAAGCGGGACUAGAAUGAAUCGGGCAACUGGUUUGGGGUAUUGGAAAACCACAGGAAAGGAUAGAUCUGUUCAUUACAAUAAUGAAGUUGUUGGAAUGAUAAAAACCUUGGUUUUUCACAGAGGUAAAGCACCUAAAGGGGAGCGAACUGAUUGGGUCAUGUAUGAAUACAGACUAGAUGAAAAGGAGUUGGAUCUCAGAGGAGUUGCCCAGGAUGCUUAUGUGCUUUGUUCAGUAUUCAAGAAGGAUGGACCUGGCCCAAGAAAUGGUGCCCAAUACGGUGCACCAUUUAAGGAAGAAGACUGGGACGUUGAUGAUGCUGAGGAGGUGAAUAAUGCAGAGGUUGUUUCCUCUGUUGGCAUGUCUGCACCGAUGCCAAUUUGUCAAAAUAAUUCCAUUGUUAGAUCACCAUAUGUGCCAGAUGGUACAUGCUUUGGAUCUCCAUAUGAGGUGCCAUCUGAUUCAAACACUACUGCGGUGGUAGCUGAUAGUUAUGUGGAAUUAGCAGAGCCUCCCCAACUUGGAAAUGAGAAUGAUGAUAUUCUUGCAAUGUUGGCUAAUUUCUCAGAGGAAAGCCCAUUUAUUCCAAAUGAAACUAAACUGAAUGAGGUUGAUAAUAUCAAAGAUGGUGGAAACAAUGUGGCUAAUCCUUGUUCAGAUGGAAUUGAUAUUUAUAACGACUUGGCCGACCUAAGCAACCUGGUUGGAUUUGGUGAACCUGAAUAUAAUGUCUCUGGCGAUCCAUGGUGUUCAACCAUGGACCAAAUGCAAGGAAGUGAUAAGGUGCAUUUUUUGGAGUUGAGAGAUCUUGAUGCCCCUUUGAAUUGCUCUACUGAAGAUUUUGGAUAUGAGCAAGUGAACAUUGGAGGCUUUUAUGCUCCUAAUCCUUGCAACUCUGCGGAGCUUGUCCAUGGAACAGCGAAACUGCACCAGAUACAUGAAGAUGAGAAAUCACAGUUCUGAAAAAUUCUGAUUUUAUGAUUUAUCAUGGAUCUAACCAAUGGUUGAUUGAUCCAAGAAAAGGCAGCUUUUUUCUGCCCAACAUUUUCUCUGUGGACUUGUGGCUUUAUCUUCUCUUUCCUCUCGAGAGAUUUUUAAUGCCUGUUGUUGGAAACAGUUUAACAGCAUUGAAAUAACUUUGGAGUUCUAGGCUUGGGUUUGCC
Messenger RNA from Manihot esculenta (cassava), 2354 nucleotides. RefSeq names its product NAC domain-containing protein 82. The transcript is spliced from 2 exons. Lineage: Eukaryota; Viridiplantae; Streptophyta; Magnoliopsida; Malpighiales; Euphorbiaceae. The record is from RefSeq and is a predicted model, not a curated record. Gene Ontology annotation, molecular function: DNA binding. Bases 970 to 2154 code for a protein of 394 amino acids. Gene Ontology annotation, biological process: regulation of DNA-templated transcription.